ACGAUUUGUGCAGAAAUGGUUUCUUUCUUAAUAUUAAUGUUGGGAUGGAUCUUGGACACCACACCCACCCGCCCCCCCCCCACACACACACACACAGCAGUGUGCCAAUUCCCAACCAGAAGACUUAAUCCUGGCAUUGAUCAAACCACACACACGUUAUUCCUUUAGUGAAUCCUCAUCCUCCGACACUACUGAAGGCACACGUUUUCUCAAUACAAGAAGCGGAUUUGCUCUCAUCAGAUUGGAGCUGGAUCAUCAUUUGAAGCGUGACAAGCCAAGAUGAAAUCAAAAGAAAGGGCCAUCAUUUUCCUGCUGUGUGUGACUACUCUCUGUGUGUCUUGGAGAGGAUUUAUGCCAUGUAACCUGCCUCGGGACCAAAGCCUCUGUGCUUGUGAGCGAUGUUUAUCCGAAGAUGAUCCGUGGUUUAAGAAGCGUUUCAACAAAUCUGUUGAACCAUUUUUGUCGGCCAACUACAACCUCUCCGAUGACGAUUUCAACUGGUGGAAGUGCUUACAGAGUGAAAAGGGAAACUACAGUACCUUCAGAGCAACAGUGGCCAGGCUGUUUCUGACGGUUCCACCCAGUCCAGAUGUUCUAGAGUCCAGCCCUGACCGCUGCAGGACUUGUGCUGUGGUGGGGAAUUCUGUUAAUUUGAGGAGAUCACAUUAUGGACCUAUCAUAGAUAUACAUGACAUCAUCAUAAGAAUGAACACUGGUCAAAUGAAAGGCUAUGAAGCGGAUGUUGGGACCAGAACAACUCAUCAUGUCAUGUAUCCAGAGAGUUCUGUGGAUUUAGAUAACACCACCCAUCUUGUGCUGGCUCCAUUUAAGAUAAAGGAUCUUGAGUGGCUCACAAAGGCCCUCACCACAGGAUUCAAAGGACGAUCAUAUGCACCAGUAAAAUCAAAAAUCAAAUCUAAUAUGGAUUUGGUGAUGGUCCUGAAUCCUGCUUUUAUAAGGUAUGUUCAUAACACGUGGCUGAAAAAGAAGGGUAAUUACCCCUCCACUGGCUUUCUGGCUUUGGUUCUUGCCCUACAUAUGUGUGACGAGGUCAGUGUGUUUGGCUAUGGAGCAGACAGCGAUGGAAACUGGAGUCAUUACUGGGAAGAACUCAAAAACAAAAAGUUAAAAACUGGAGGACAUUCUGGAAAUACAGAGUUUGAAAUGAUCCAAGAGCUGGAUGAGCGACAGAAACUCAAGUUUUACACAGGAUUCUGAGCUUUCUCUCAGCAUUUAGAGUAAGGUUAGCAGUAGGUGGCAUGAAGGGAUUUCUCAGCUGACAGAUACCAACCUUUGGGUUUUUGCAUGUCUAUGUAAAUCUCUUGGUCUUGCAAGGCACAUGAUUCUUUUGAAGGAUUAUUUGCAUGUGUUAAUGACUCUAUGAAGCCAAAAUUCCAUUAAUUCAGGCAUUAUUGUCACAUCAUAAUGCACAUUGUUUUCGUCGGAGAACAAG
Molecule: messenger RNA, 1453 nt
Organism: Etheostoma cragini (Arkansas darter)
Lineage: Eukaryota; Metazoa; Chordata; Actinopteri; Perciformes; Percidae
Product: CMP-N-acetylneuraminate-beta-galactosamide-alpha-2,3-sialyltransferase 1-like
Exons: 7
Coding region: 280-1218 (312 amino acids)
Molecular function (GO): beta-galactoside (CMP) alpha-2,3-sialyltransferase activity
Source: RefSeq, a predicted model, not a curated record